GAGGUGAAGUCCACGUGGACCAGGAAGCGGUUGAUCGAGACAAGGAAAUCUGCGAAGGAAAGCGAAGGACUCCGCCGCGGUCCUGGGAACUCAAAAAGAGUUACGUGUUAGAACUCGUAUUGAUGGCUGAGCCAGAAAAGCAGAAACGGAUCCUGGUGACCGGAGGCUCCGGCCUGGUGGGAAAGGCCAUUCAGAAGGUGAUUGCCGACGGAGAACAGCGGCCGGACGAGAAGUGGAUAUUUGUGUCCUCCAAAGAGGCUGACUUAACAAAUGCUGCGGAGACCUCGGCCCUCUUCGAGAAACACAAGCCCACCCACGUCAUCCACCUGGCGGCCACAGUCGGGGGGCUCUUCAGGAACCUCAACCACAACCUGGAAUUCUGGAGGAAGAACAUCCACAUCAACGACAAUGUCUUGCAAGCAGCAUUCGAAUCCGGCGUCCAGAAAGCUGUUUCCUGCUUAUCCACCUGCAUAUUUCCAGACAAGACCACCUACCCUAUUGAUGAGACCAUGAUUCACAACGGCCCUCCGCACAGCUCCAACUUCGGGUAUGCGUACGCCAAAAGAAUGAUCGAUGUGCAGAACAGGGCAUACUUCGAACAGCACGGCUGCCACUUCACGGCUGCCAUCCCCACGAACAUCUUCGGGCCCCACGACAACUUCAGCAUCGAGAACGGCCACGUCCUGCCGGGCCUGAUCCACAAAGUGUACCUGGCCAAGAAAAACGGCACCAAUGUCACCGUCUGGGGCACGGGAAAACCUCGGAGGCAGUUCAUUUACUCUCUGGAUCUGGCUCGGCUGUUUGUUUGGGUGUUAAGGGAGUACAAUGAAAUAGAACCCAUCAUCUUGUCAGUGGGAGAAGAAGAAGAGGUGUCCAUACGAGAAGCCGCUGAAUGCAUCGCGAAAGCCAUGGACUUCAAGGGACAACUCCUGUUUGACGAAUCCAAAUCAGAUGGUCAGUUCAAGAAAACGGCCAGCAACGCCAAGCUGAGGAAAUAUCUGCCUGACUUCCAGUUCACACCGUUCAAUCAAGCGGUGAAGGAUAUGUGCGACUGGUUCUCCGCUAAUUACGACCGCGCCCGGAAAUGAUCGAAGGGCGCCCACGAUGGUAGUACCUUAAAUAGGGGCCGCUGCACCCUCAUCUCAAUCUCAGGUAGCUUUUUGGUGAAGGAGGAGAAGAAAAAAAAUAAAAGAAAACCCGCGUAGA
Molecule: messenger RNA, 1206 nt
Organism: Notechis scutatus (mainland tiger snake)
Lineage: Eukaryota; Metazoa; Chordata; Lepidosauria; Squamata; Elapidae
Source: RefSeq, a predicted model, not a curated record